AUGUUUUCAGACUCAGUAGAUGAAGGUGCUCAACAAUCAAGUAUUGAGAAUAAACCAGCUGCGAGUGGUUCAAAAUUGGCACAGUUGGCAAAGUCAAGAGCGAAUGCAAAACUGUCAGUGCCGUCCAUAAAUCAAGCAACUGCUAGCUCCAAGUUAACUGCUUUGGCUAAAGCUAGAAGUGGGCAAAAAAUGAAAGAAGAAAGUAAUAAUCAUCAGGCUAAUACAUCUAAUAAAUCGCUUCAGAUAUUGGGCAGAUUGCGUUCUUCGACAGCUACGGAUAGAGAAAAGUCUUCGCCAAGGUUGUCGUUGCCUAAGACGAAUGGUCUCAAAGGCUUCUCUUCUGGUCGUUUGAAUAAAUUGCAACAUAAUACAGAACAAACACAACCAGAAAUAGCCAAACCUAAAGAGGUUGAAAAUAUAGAUAUAGAUGAGCCUCCAAAACAACAUCAAGAACCGGAAGUGAGCUUUAAUAUUGUUUAUGAUGACUCAAUUUUACUAAAACUUCCAAAUACUCCCGUCUCAUCAUUUUUAUUCAAUAAAAGAAGGCGAGACGAGGACGCAGAAAAUCAUUUGUUAGAAAACAGAAUCAAGAGAAGACAUCAUAAUGACGAAUUAUUUCAUCCGAUUACUAACAAUGAAAUUGAUAUAGCUACUACCAAAAAAGUAAAAUCUAAUUUUGAUGAACCUAGUCCAGACGAUGAGAUUAUAAAUGCCCAAAAAAAUGCAUUUGAGAAGAAUAUGGGAAAUUUAAAAAUUUCCGAGGAAAGGAACAAUAGUUCAUCAACAGUCGAUACGAUUACUGAAAAACAGCCACCAAAGAAGACCCAACCUUUCAAGAAGAUUGAAUUGUCUAAGGAAUUAUCUACACAUACGACUUAUUUAAAACCCCAUAAGUCAUUCGUUGUUAUAGGACAUGUUGAUGCAGGUAAAUCUACAUUAAUGGGUAGAUUACUUUUUGAUUUAGGUAUUAUUGAUGCAAAAACUGUCAACAACUUAGUUAGGCAGUCAGAAAAAUUAGGUAAAGGCUCAUUUGCACUUGCUUGGAUUAUGGAUCAAACUAGUGAAGAAAGAUCCCGUGGAGUCACUGUUGACAUAUGUGCCACUAACUUCGAAACUGAGACAUCUAGGUUUACCGCUAUUGACGCUCCGGGACAUAAAGACUUUGUACCUCAAAUGAUAAGUGGUGUCUCGCAAGCAGACCUUGCUUUAUUGGUGAUUGACUCCAUAACGGGAGAGUUCGAAUCUGGAUUUACAAUGGAUGGGCAGACUAAAGAGCAUACGAUUCUCGCUAGAAAUCUAGGUAUUGCGAAAGUAUGCGUGGUUGUAAAUAAAAUGGAUAAGGAGGAUUGGUCUGAAAGAAGAUUUGAAGAUAUUAAGUUCCAAAUGACUGAAUUUUUGACUGGCUCGGAUAUUGGGUUUUCAAGUGACCAGAUAGAUUUCGUACCUAUUUCAGGUUUGACGGGUAACAAUGUUGUCAAAACUGACACCUCUAUUAAGGCCUUUGAUUGGUACAAGGGUCCAACAUUGAGCAACUACUUAGAAAAUAUUCGAUUGCCCGAUCAAAUAGUUGAUAAUGAUUUGGUAUCCAAAUUGAUUAAGGAAGAUUUCAACAUGUCUAUUAAUGAUAUUUAUAGCAUUUCAAGCUCUGAGUUUGGUGUCAGUGGUAAAAUUACAUCUGGUAUGAUUCAAGCCGGGGAGACAGUUUCUAUUUCUCCGAACCAGGAAUAUUUACAAAUUCAAUCAUUAUCAAUUCAUGAUAAGCCUGUAAAUGUGGGUAUAAGCGGUGAGAUAGUUCUGAUGAAUUUCAAGAUUAAUCAACUUACCAAUAAGACUUCUGAUGAUUUGAGCAUUGGUGAUUUGAUUCUGAAAAUCGACUCACCAAUAACAGCUGUCAAGACUUUUAUUGCCUCGAUACAUUUAUUCAAUAUGAACAAACCGCUAUUAGUUGGAACACCAUUCGUUUUGUUUAGAAAUAAUUCACAUAUUCCUGCAAGAAUUUCGAAGAUUGUCGAUAUUGAAGGUUCGAAGAAGAAGAAAAAGCACUUGAUUUCCAAACAAUCUGCUACGGUUGAGAUUACUGUACAAGGUGAUAGAUUGUUACCUGUUACAAGAUUCAGUGACAAUAAGAUUUUGGGAAGGGUAGUUAUUAGAAGGGAAGGUGUUACUGUAGGAGCAGGUACCAUUAGCGAUUUAUGA
Molecule: messenger RNA, 2196 nt
Organism: Debaryomyces tyrocola
Lineage: Eukaryota; Fungi; Ascomycota; Pichiomycetes; Serinales; Debaryomycetaceae
Source: the annotation of a GenBank genome assembly